AUGGGUGUUUCAAACACGGUUAUUUUGGUAUUUCUGGUAUUAUCAUUUGCUACUGGACUCCUAGUACUACUUUGCAUUAGUACUUUAGAACCAGAUUAUGUUUGGAUCCAAACCAAUCAAGAUGGUAGAAGAAGAAAAAGAUCAAUGUUUUUCAGAAAAAAGGAUCCUUCAAUUGAAUAUCUUGGAAAUAAUGUUACUGGUUUAAGGGAAGUGGAACAAGGUCAAGAUCAAUUACCCAAUGAAGAACAAUUCCGUCAAAGUAGUUCAAAGGUCGGAUUACAUAGCUUUAUAGUUGAAGGUUCAUCAAAAUCUAAUACUAAGAAAUCAGAAGAAAUACAACCACGUCAAUCAGAAGGACCAAAAGCUAAGGACAAAAUUAAAAAUCCAGAAUUACACACGAGUCAAUUGAACAUGCCAGCAAAAGAAAUGAGUGGUUCAUUCGGUGAUAUUUCAAUAAUUCCAGAUGAAGUUGGUCAAAAUGAAACGAAUAUGGUUCAAACUAAUGCGGAUAAAAGUGAUACUUGA
Molecule: messenger RNA, 525 nt
Organism: Lodderomyces jiufengensis
Lineage: Eukaryota; Fungi; Ascomycota; Pichiomycetes; Serinales; Debaryomycetaceae
Exons: 1
Coding region: 1-525 (174 amino acids)
Source: RefSeq, a predicted model, not a curated record